Messenger RNA from Plasmodium adleri (nom. inval.), 1182 nucleotides. Its product is annotated as conserved Plasmodium protein, unknown function. The transcript has 7 exons. The record is from RefSeq and is a predicted model, not a curated record. Bases 1 to 1182 code for a protein of 393 amino acids. NCBI's taxonomy places the organism in Eukaryota, Apicomplexa, Aconoidasida, Haemosporida, Plasmodiidae.
AUGGAUCAUGAACAAUUAAAUUCUUUACUUUUUCUCGAGAAUACUGAUGAAAAAGAUGUUAACAUUAAUGUAGACAUCUCAAAUAAAAAUGAGGCCUUAGAAAAUUAUUUAAGUUUAUAUACCUCACAAAAUAUAUACGACGAACCGAUGAGCAAUAAUUCAAAUACAUUAAAUAGCAUAGGCUUAAAUAUUGCACACAAUUAUAUAGACUCAGACUUUUUUAAUAAUAUGGAGUGGAAUAAAUUGACAAAAAAUGAGAUAAAUAAUAUAAAUUCUUUACAAAAUAAUAACAUGAACGAUAUAUUCAAUAACGAAUCGUAUAACAACGGAACUGUUUUUGAAGAAGAUAUAACUAAAAAUAUAAAUGGAAUAUCUGAAAAUGAGUAUAGUGUGGAAAAAGAUUUCAAGUACUAUUUUUAUUGUAAAAAAAAAAAAAAAAAAAAAAUUGUCCAUAUGAAUAUACAGAUUGAACUAGUUACAUUUAUAUAUUUUUUAUUUAUAUAUGUUCUUCCCUUUUAUGAAAAAAGCAUAAGACACAAUGAACAAUACUACCACAUUGAAGGAAUAAAAAAUGAGAGUAACCAAGAAAUUGAAGAAUUAAACAGAUCAAAAAUUAUAAAAGAAAAUGUAAAAGUACAAGACGAUAGCGAUAUAAUAAAAGAAAUAGGGUUAAAAUAUAUCGAUAUUUCAAGUAUUUCAAAUGAAAAUAAUGAAGGAAAGGAAAACGUUUCAGUGGACAUACCAAAUAAGGAUCCUUCAAAUUUGAAGUCUGAAAAAAACCAAAUGAUGUACAACGAAUGUAAUUUAACCAAUGAUUUCUUCGAAACAGUUAAUAAUAUAAAUACUGAAGUGUCAGAAAAAUAUAACAAUUUAAAAGAUUCUUGUGAAAAUUUAUUAGAAGUCAUAAACAAAUCAGAAUAUGAGAAAAAGAUUAAUCAUUUAUUAAAUUUCAGCAACAGAAAUUCUGAACUUGUUGAUAAAUUUAAGCAAAAGAGUGAUGAAUGUAUCCAACGAUGUCGUAAAUUUGAAACGACAUCAGAAAAUAUUGUUGGUGAGUGUGUUAAUACCUUGGCACAUAACAGUCUUCUCUAUGCCCAGUGGGUCUCCUUACACUCUUGUGACAUUGAUCAAAUUGACAAUAUUUUAAAUGAUAUAAAAAUGUUUAUUCAAAUGAAUCAAUAA